Molecule: messenger RNA, 2699 nt
Organism: Pongo pygmaeus (Bornean orangutan)
Lineage: Eukaryota; Metazoa; Chordata; Mammalia; Primates; Hominidae
Product: collagen alpha-2(I) chain-like
Exons: 2
Coding region: 674-1609 (311 amino acids)
Source: RefSeq, a predicted model, not a curated record
AGGCGCUCCUCACCUCCCAGACGGGGCGGCCGGGCAGAGGAGCUCCUCACUUCCCAGAGGGGGCCGCCGGGCAGAGGCGCUCCUCACUUCCCAGACGGGGCGGCCGGGCAGAGACGAUCCUCACUUCCUCCCAGACGGGGUGGCGGCCAGGCAGAGGCGCUCCUCGCCUCCCAGACAGGGCGGCCGGACAGAGGCGCUCCUCACUUCCCAGACUGGGUGGCCGGGCAGAGGCGCUCCUUACUUCCCAGAUGGGGCAGCCGGGCAGAGGCGCUCCUCACCUCCCAGACGGGGUGGCCAGGCAGAGGCACUCCUCACUUCCCAGACGGUGUGGCGGCUGGGCAGAGGCGCUCCUCACUUCCCAGAUGGGGCAGCCAGGCAGAGGCGCUCCUCACUUCCUCCCAGAUGGGGUGGCAGCCAGGCAGAGGCACUCCUCACUUCCCAGACGGGGUGGCCGGGCAGAGGCGCUCCUCACUUCCCAGACGGGGCGGCCAGGCAGAGGUGCUCCUCACUUCCUCCCAGACGGGGUGGCGGCCGGGCAGACGCACUCCUCACCUCCCAGGCGGGGCGGCCGGUCAGAGGCGCUCCUCACCUCCCAGACGGGGUGGCCAGGCAGAGGCGCUCCUCACUUCCCAUAUGGGGUGGCGGCCGGACAGAGGCGCUCCUCACUUCCCAGAUGGGGCAGCUGGGCAGAGGCGCUCCUCACUUCCUCCCAGACGUGGUGGCGGCCGGGCAGAGGUGCUCCUCACCUCCCAGACGGGGCAGCCAGGCAGAGGUGCUCCUCAUCUCCCAGACGGGGCAGCCGGGCAGAGGUGCUCCUCACUUCCUCCCAGACGGGGUGGCGGCCGGGCAGAGGUGCUCCUCACCUCCCAGACAGGGGUGGCCAGGCAGAGGCGCUCCUCACUUCCCAUAUGGGGUGGCGGCCGGGCAGAGGCGCUCCUCACUUCCCAGAUGGGGCAGCCGGGCAGAGGUGCUCCUCACUUCCUCCCAGACGGGGUGGCGGCCAGGCAGAGGCGCUCCUCACCUCCCAGACGGGGCGGCCGGGCAGAGGUGCUCCUCAUCUCCCAGACGGGGUAGCCGGGCAGAGGUGCUCCUCACUUCCUCCCAGACGGGGUGGCAGCCGGGCAGAGGCACUCCUCACCUCCCCGACGGGGCGGCCGGGCAGAGGCGCUCCUCACUUCCCAGACGGGGCGGCCGGGCAGAGGCGCUCCUCACUUCCCAUAUGGGGUGGCGGCCGGACAGAGGCGCUCCUCACUUCCCAAACGGGGCAGCCGGGCAGAGGUGCUCCUCACUUCCUCCCAGACGGGGUGGCGGCCAGGCAGAGGCGCUCCUCACCUCCCAGACGGGGCGGCCGGGCAGAGGCGCUCCUCACUUCCCAGAUGGGGCAGCCGGGCAGAGGUGCUCCUCACUUCCCAGAUGGGGCAGCCGGGCAGAGGCGCUCCUCACUUCCUAUACGGGAUGGCGGCCGGGCAGAGACGUUCCUCACUUCCCAGAUGGGGCGGCUGCGCAGAGGGGCUCCUCACACCCCAGAGGAUGGGCGGCCAGGCAGAGACGCUCCUCACUUCCUAGACGGGGUGGCGGCGGGGCAGAGGCUGUAAUCUUAGCACUUUAAGAGGCCAAGGCAGGAGGCUGGUAGGUGGAGGUUGUAGCAAGCCGAGAUCACGCCACUGCACUCCAGCCUGAGCACCAUUGAGCAUUGAGUGAGCGAGACUCCGUCUGCAAUCCCAGCACCUCAGGAGGCCGAGGCAGGCAGAUCACUCGAGGCCGGGAGCUGGAGACCAGCCCGGUCAACACGGCGAAACCCCGUCUCCACCAAAAAUACAAAAACCAUUCAGGCGUGGUGGCGCACGCCUGCAAUCCCAGGCCCUCUCCCAGGAGAGUCACAGGAGCCGAGGCAGGGAGGUUGCAGCGAGCCGAGAUCACGGCAGUACAGUCCAGCUUCGGCAACAGAGGGAGACGGAAAAAAGGAGAGGGAGACCGAAGAAGGGAGAGGGAGAGGAGAGAGAGAGGAGAGAGGAGAGCAAUGUUGAACUGAUUUUAAAGUAAUUCAGUGGGUGGGUGGGGUGUAGAGGGAAAGUGAGAAAUAAAUGAACCAAGACUAACCACAAUUAAUUGUUAGAAACUAAGUAAUAGAGGCUUAUUACUCUGUUCUACUGUAUAUGUUUGAAUUUAAGUAGACAAAAAGUAUGGGUCUCUGGAUUUAGACUCUGGGUUCAAUUCUCAGCUUUGCUUCUUAUGAGGUAUAUAAUCUUAAACAAUUUACUGAACCUCUAUGCCUCAGUUUCCCUGUGGACUGGACAAUAAAAGUUCCCACCUCAUAGGGACAUAAUAAGGAUUAAAUGAGACAAUGUAUGUGAAGUGCUUAGUGCAAUGCCUGACACAUGGUUAAGUGUUAGAACAUGUUAGCCACAGUUAUCCUUACUGAAUAUUUACUUUAUACACGCGUGACAGUUAAUCUCUCCUUUAUCACAUUUCAGACCUUUUAGAAGUCUAUAAAAUAAGCCAGAUGUGGUCACACAUGCCUGUAUUCCCAGCACUUUGGGAGGCCAAGGUGGAAGGAUUUCUUGAGCCCUGGAGUUCAAGACCAGCCUGGGCAACAUAGUGAGACCAUCUUUACCAAAAAUUAAAAUAAAAAAUUAGCGGGGGGAGGCCGAGACAGGCAGAUCACCUGAGGUAGGGUGUUCAAGACCAGCCUGACCAAC